Messenger RNA from Harpegnathos saltator (Jerdon's jumping ant), 4023 nucleotides. RefSeq names its product cytosolic carboxypeptidase 2. NCBI's taxonomy places the organism in Eukaryota, Metazoa, Arthropoda, Insecta, Hymenoptera, Formicidae. The record is from RefSeq and is a predicted model, not a curated record. The transcript has 15 exons. The coding region runs from base 364 to 3738 and encodes 1124 amino acids. Gene Ontology annotation, molecular function: zinc ion binding; metallocarboxypeptidase activity. Gene Ontology annotation, biological process: proteolysis.
CUCGAACUUAUCGGCUAUCUCGGCGAUCGUGCGAGUGUCGUUCCAAAGGAACGAGCAUACCUAACCGAUUUGAAUUUGCACACUGUUCACAGGUGAAGAAGGACACCAAGGAGCGAAGAUCACUGGGGAGGAUCGGCUGAGGCCGUCGAGAGGAGGAAGUAGAGCGCAGAGCGCGACAUGAGGGUCUCGUGAGCCAGGUCGCGGAGGAUGAAGAGCCCGAUCGUGGACUAUCUCCUCGGGGAGGAGGUGUCGGCGAGGCGAGAUCGCGGGAAUGCCGCGAGCGGCAGGAUAUCGUCGGCGGUGUUCGACGCGGACGAUCGUGACGAGCAGGACGAGGACGAAGCUGACGAGAGAUAACGAAAGAUGACGAAGGCGGUGUCGAGCAGCAGAGUGAGGGAGCUUCAGGCCAUGCUGUUCCCGGUUCAGCCUAUCCCCGGUGGCAUGCUCUCCGAGCUGCAGGUGCCACAGGAGUUGCAAGUGUCUCCGCUGGAACGUUACGACAGCUCCGUCUUGAGACGGGAGAUAGAGUCAGCGCUGUUCGGGAUACCUUUGGGUCUGUCCCAGCAUCGAUACUCCAAGGAGACACUCCGAGCAGUCCUCGAUGCACGCUGCAUCGUCGAUGGGAGUAUUCAGGAGGCGGCCAGAUGGCCGACCGAGUGUCAAGUGGUCCCAGAGCGAAUCCGCCAUAUCGAAAACAACUCGAGCAUUCCGGAGGCCUUUUACGUCUCAACGGGAAAGGAGCCGAGGCCGAAGCCGAUCAGCGACGAGCUCGGAACGGUGAUAUUUCGCUACUGCCCGACCAACGUCACUAAUUACUUCAGCCGAUCUUGCGUGGGUGGGAGCACGGUGUUGCCGUUCCCUACGGAUUUCUCCGGAGAGUCGAGCGCGGCGGAUAACAAGGAGACCACUAAUGAGAACGAUAUCUUCUUCCUCGCCGAGGCGUCCAGCCGCCCGAAGGAGGACAGCACGGAUCUGCGCUUCGAGUCAAGGUUCGAGUCCGGCAAUCUCGGCAAAGUGGUGAAGAUAACCGACACGUAUUAUCAGCUCUAUCUCCGAAGGGAUCUUUACACCCAGAGGCAUACGCAGUGGUACUACUUCAGGGUGUCCAAUACGAGGAGCAGAAUCACGUACAGAUUCUCCAUCGUGAACAUGUGCAAAGAGGAGAGCCUCUACAACGAGGGCCUCAAGCCGCUGCUCUACUCUACCGAGGACGCUCGCACUCGGUCCAUAGGAUGGCGGAGGUGCGGCGACAACAUCACGUACUACCGAAACAACGAUUCAUCAAACGACGAGGAGCGAGAGAGGCACACGCUGACGUUCAAUAUCUCGUUCCCCCAUGACCGUGACAUCGUCUACCUGGCCCACUGCUACCCUUAUACGUAUACCGACCUGCAGGAGUACCUCGGCAGGAUCGUGGCCGACCCCGCAAAGACGAGGUUCACCAAGUUGCGCCUGCUGUGCCGCAGUCUCGCCGGGAAUGGCGUUUACUACUUGACGAUCACCGCACCGAUGCACGACGACGAGGCGCGCCGGAAGCGCGGUGUCAUCAUCACCGCUCGGGUGCAUCCCGGCGAGACGCCUUCCAGCUGGAUGAUGAAGGGCAUCAUCGAUUUUCUCACCGGUGACACGAAUCGCGCCCGAGAGCUGCGGGAGAGAUUCGUUUUCAAGCUGGUGCCGAUGCUGAACCCAGACGGCGUGAUCGUGGGCAACAAUCGUUGCUCGCUGUCCGGGAAGGACCUGAACCGGCAGUAUAGGACCGUGAUGAGAGAGAGCUACCCGUCCGUGUGGCACACGAAGCUGAUGAUCCGCCGGUUACUCGAGGAAUGCGGCGUGGCGAUCUACUGCGACUUGCACGCUCACUCGAGGAAGCACAACAUCUUCGCCUAUGGCUGCGAGAGCAAACGAGCUGGAUGCAACGGCAAACUGUCGGAGCAGGUGUUCCCGCUGAUGCUCCACAAGAACGCAGCCGACAAGUUCUCCUUUGAGAACUGCAAGUUUCACGUCGAGAAGGGAAAGGAAGGCACCGGCAGGGUGGUCGUGUGGUCGAUGGGCGUACAGAACAGCUACACCAUGGAGGCAUCAAUGGGCGGCUCCAAGAUGGGCUCAAGAUGCGGAACUCACUUCUCCACGCAGGACUACGAGCAGAUCGGCAAGGCCUUUUGCGAGACCCUUCUCGAUUUUUCCGAUCAGGAUCCCACGAAGGAGAGACUACGGAAUAAGAUUAUAGCCAGACUGACGAAGGAAGGAUCCAACGCCGAGGAGCCCACCAAUAUCGACCUGACCGAUUACUCCAGCGACGAGGGGGACACCUCGCAAGAAAGCUUUUUGUCGGACGAUGAAAAGAUCGAAUACACGGACGUCGCAUGGGCCAGCGAAGGUGGCGAACUCCUGGCGAAUCGUCGGCGGUACCUCUGCGUACCUCCGCCGUCACCCACCUUUGUUCCGCCGAGGAGCGUCGGCCUCUGCAGAAGGAGAGCGCGGAGGGACAUCGCAGGCAGGAUUUAUUUGGAGCGUAGGAGAAUCCUGGCACGACGAGCGGUGAUGGACUUGCCGACGACGGAUCCAGGCAGUGACCUCUGCGACCUCACCGAUUCGGCAGACGAGAAUUUCGUCAGGAGCGAAGGACGAGAAUGCGAAGUUUGGAGACGAACGUCGCGUGAACGUCGCGAGGAGAUCGUCGAUCUCUCCGAAACGGCUGUUGCUGAAAAGGAGGAACGACGGAACAAGGGGCUGAUCCUGCCGGAGAUCGUGAGACCUCGCAGUGUAUCCUUCGGGGAGAUCCUGCCGCGCAAGGAUCAUCGAAAGACUCGUCAACGAACACGAUGUCUUCGAGCGCUGAGGAAUCCGUCGCCGGUAUCACCGACGAGUCAAGAGGCGAGGAUCAAGCUAACGUCACUGAGGCAACAGAUUUGGACAGGUGUGCCGUGCACCGCCACCGCCGGCGAGUGCAUCGACGCGGCACGUCAGGCCGACGCUUUCGUAAAGAUUCCGUUGAGCUGGGGUGUUUCCAGACACGCUCUGAUGCACUAUCCCACGGACAGCGAGGCCACGCUAAAACUACAGUCCAAGAAGCCGCAGUCACUAGCCUACGAGGAGAGCAAGGUCGAUUCGAGGAAGACGCGGCGAAAGUCGCGGCGGAAGCGACAGGGCGUCGCCGCAGAAAGCCUGCCGGCGCAGCUGAAGGAGGUCGUGGAUCGCGCAGAUGGCUCGUCCAAGCCGUCGUCGAAGAAGAAAAGCUCCAAAUUCGACUGGGUCCAGCGGGCGGUAAAUUUCAACUCCCGCAUGAAAGACGCGAGAGGCGCGAAGUCUUCGUUCCUCGCGAUCGAGGCGGACUCGCUGAAGCUACUGACUGCGUCAACGACGACUCCGAAGAAGCAGCGAGUGCAGUCGCAAUCGCAGCGGCCGCGGAAGCUCGAGCCGCGUAGAAAAUUUCGCGGCAUCGGCGUCGUGGCGUCCACGUGCGUAGAUGUCAUCAACAAGACCGGCGGCAAGGUGACGAGACAGCCGCCGAGGACACCGACGACGCGAUCACGCCGUGAUGCGCUCUUCCGCUGCGAGAGCUCAACGUCGGAUGACGCGUCGUCGUUGUACGACGUCUCGAGCAAGCCGAAGACCGUGAAGAAGAAACAGAAGAAGAAGAAGCAGCAGCAGUUGUCGAAGAAGCAGCCCCCGGCGAACAGAACGACGGAACGGAGGAAGCGCGCCUGCAGUGCGAAAGCGUUGCGCGAUAAUGUUUGAGAAAGGAGAAAAAAUAACGCAACAAACUGCCCUCGUAGAUCUCGUAAGAUAACGUCUCCGCGUGUACAGAGGAUUUUACACGUCUAUAAAAGGAGGUCUUUAAAAAGUCCACCACGUUCCUCUGCGAGAAAAAGGAAACUAUAAACAUGUUGUCCACUUUUCGACAGGUUUAUCAAAUCAACUUUCUCCUGUUUUCCUCCUCCCGAAACCCCGGGAUUUAAUUAACCGACGCGCGAAAACCGGUCAUGGUAUAAAAUUCAAAAUAUACAUAUAUAACUUAUUACA